Cucurbitaria berberidis CBS 394.84 is the source of this 1788-nucleotide messenger RNA. RefSeq names its product heme oxygenase-like protein. Gene Ontology annotation, molecular function: heme oxygenase (decyclizing) activity. Gene Ontology annotation, biological process: heme oxidation. Lineage: Eukaryota; Fungi; Ascomycota; Dothideomycetes; Pleosporales; Cucurbitariaceae. The transcript is spliced from 2 exons. The coding region runs from base 353 to 1456 and encodes 367 amino acids. The record is from RefSeq and is a predicted model, not a curated record.
GCCUGUCGCAGGCCAUCUAUCGCCCGCAUGCAAACCGUCUCGUUCAGCAAUCCCUGCGGCGGGUAUUGCAUCAUCGCACGCCAGCACCAGGGCCAACACCUGGAACGCCACCAACCCAAUCCUUCCACCAUGGACCCCACCCCAAGACUGCGUGCCCUCUUUUUCUCGCCCACUUGAGCCGCCGCGUGCUUGCGAAUACGAGCACCAAAACUAGGCUGCUGUGCGCGUGGGGCUCGCGCGUGCCCACGGCUUCUGCUUAAAAGACGCACCAGCCCACCGACUGCUGGCCUCUGCCAGGUUAAGCCGCACGCCUCUGGAAAUACUGUAUCGCAAUAGCAUCAAGUCUGCCAACAUGGCAGAGACACAGGAAGCCACGGCGCAAGAGCAGGAGAAGAAGGAUUUGGGAUCCCGGUUACCUGUCACCAUAUCGGCCGAGAUCAACGCGGGCACAAGGAGUCACCACACGGCCCUCAACCGCCUCAUAACGUCGCGUCUCCCCCUCGCCCUUCCUCCACAUACCUCUGACUCGUCCCUCUACACCACGGGCAUGCUCCACUUCGCGCACAUCUUCCUGACUUUCGAGUCGCUACGGGCCGACCUAGUGCGCGAUACUCCCACACCGACCGACGAUGGAGCGCCAACCUCGCCGCUGUUAUCAUACCUCCUGGUCAACCCCUACGACUCGCCCUCUCUCUUCACCUCUACACUCGGCGCACCCACACCGCCUUCGCCACAACUCGCUGCCUUUUUGCAAACUCUACGGCCGAAGGGUUUGAUCCGCUCAGGACGGCUGAAGAAGGAUUUGGAGUACCUGCUCGGCCUGCACGCUACGGACCUGGAAGUCCUGCUAGCCAAAUACCCCGGCGACAAGGUUGCCGAGUUCUGCACACAUAUCCGGAAGAGCGUGAAUGAGAAGCCGUGGACGCUCUUGAGCUAUUCGUGGUGCUUCUACAUGGCCGUUUUCUCGGGUGGACGGUGGAUAAGGGGACAGCUGUUGAAGACGCCGCCAGAGUUCUGGCCGGGUGGUGACGAGAAGGGACAGAGCAUAAGCCUCGAAGACAAGGGGCUGUCUUUCUGGCACUUCACUGGGCCUCAGGACGGCGAGGACAUCAAAGCGGAGUUCAAGGAAAGACUUGCUGCUGCCGACGGACUUCUGACGCCGGAUGAACGGGUCGACAUCAUCGAGGAAGCGAAGAGUAUCUUCCAGCUUUGUGCAAGCCUGGUAGACGAGCUGGAUGGCAUGCUCAAGACGGACUUUGCCAAAGUCAAGCACCAGGGAGAGACUGCGAGCGAGAAACAGCCCAACCAGAAGACAGCCACGCAUGGCAGCGCAAGAGCAGCCCAGCUGGCCAAAUCAAGUGACGCCGUCACCAAAUUCCUUCAAAGGCCGCAUGUCACAGGCACCCUGGUGGCUUUGGGCUGUCUGGCAUGCUACGCCCUGGUCACGUUACAGUAAGCCGAGCUGCGACGCGCGGGUUUAGUGUGCCGUAUACGCAUAUAUUUCUCUGUCUCUUUUUCUAUUUUUUUUGGCGUCAUUGCAAUGGUAUCAUUGUCGUUGUUGCUGCGUUCUAGUGCAUGGCGAAGCGGAGAACGAUACCCUCAGAUUACAACAUAGAGCGCAUUCUUAAUCGACUCGUCCUCUCAAGCACAUCUAUUUUAUUUUUCAUCUUAUUUUGGGAUUCUCGUGAAUGACGUGCAGCGAGCCUUUUCAAGCUAAUAUGCACACUUUCAAUUUCUUGUUCUACCUUCGAUGAUCUACCAGUUGGGGAGUCUGGGGUAAAUCUACCG